Molecule: messenger RNA, 2523 nt
Organism: Alligator sinensis (Chinese alligator)
Lineage: Eukaryota; Metazoa; Chordata; Crocodylia; Alligatoridae
Gene: CFAP210
Product: coiled-coil domain containing 173
Exons: 7
Coding region: 671-1951 (426 amino acids)
Source: RefSeq, a predicted model, not a curated record
CAUAGUCAGAAUAUCACCAGAGGCCUUCCACUUCUAAAUGUACCAUUACAUACCUAAUUUCAACUCACAUAAUCACACAUUUGGUCUACCUAAAUUGACACACUAACUUAAAUUGGACCCAUUUAUUAUUGUUUCAUUGCAAUAGUGUUGAAAAUGGUGCUAUGCAUGAUGCAAUGCUGCCUGCACCACCAACUUAGUCUAAUGUAUACAACCAAAGCCAUCCCUAAGGGUGUGUGGGGCCUGGGGCAUAUUAGCCUGUGCAGAGAUUACUUCAGAGAUUUCUGCACUUCACUGCUGUCCAAAGGGAUCCUUAUACAUUCUUUAUCCAGUGGAGGAAAGCUUACUCUUAAUUACUUACAGGACCCUCACAUAAAACAUGCUUUUAAAUCUGAAUCCAGAUUUAAGAACAUGACAGAAGCACAUUUUAAAAAGGGUUGACAGUUCAUUUUAGACACAGAAAUAAGCUAACCAAAUUCUUGCCAAUUUUGUCUUAGCAAAGCAUUCAAGAUUUUGCGCCAACAUUUUUCACUGUUUCCUCUAAUACAGCGUGAUUUUACCUGCAUUGUAGGGCCUGGCACAGAAGAACCUUGAAGCCAGAAAGUUGCGUGAAGAAAGGGAAGAGGAAGAAAAAAACCAGCUGGAUUUGGAAGAAGCGCAGUUCCAAGCAGCAAUGAGAAGAGAGGCCAUUGAAGCAGCAAAAAUAUAUCAGUAUUAUCAGACUGACAGAGUGAAAGGGUUACAUCAAGCACUUCUACUUACUGAGGUUCUAAGGGAAAGGGAAGCUCAGAUUGAAUUUAAAAAGAAAAAAACAGGCAUUAACAAAAAAAGAGAAGAAGAAAUGGAACAUGAGCGUGAGAAAGCAAUCCUUAAAGAACAAAAAAAGGCACACGAAUGCCAUAUGAAACGACAGGCACUUUGCAGAGACCAGCUGGAACAAAUAAAGGAACAUAAACACCAGGCAGAAUUAGCUAAGCUUGAGACAAAAAGAGAAGCUGAAGGAAUUCAAAGACUUACCAGGUUAUACGAGUUGGAUGUUCUGAGAGAAAAGGAAAAGAAGGAGAAAGAAAAACUUGAACACAAGAGGGCUCAUCUUGAGUACAUUGCUGACCAGCAUGUUCUUAAAGCUGUAAAGGAGCAAAAAGAAGAGGAGGAAAAUGAUAAAAUUAGAGCUCACUUUAAAGCAAAACAAACUUUGGCCAAGUUGAGACGAGAAAAAGAAGCUGAAAUGAACAGGCUAAUGCAGGAACGUCAGGAUAAUAUUAUUAACCGUCUGGCUGCACAGAUGAAACAGACAUUUCAGGAGGAAGAUGAACGUGUUGCUAGAGCUGUUGCAGAGAAAGAAGCUGCGUGGGAAGAAGAACUCAAAGAAAAAGAGAAAAAACACACAGCCGAAUUGAAAUCAAUUGCAGAGUACAGAGCUACCGUCAUGAAAAUGAAAAAAGAAAAAGAGCAAGAGGAGAGAUUAGAAGCUAAGAAAAAGCUUCAGGAAUUAACAGAAGCAGAUCGCAUCUAUCUAGAAAUGGAAAAAGAAAAGAAACAAAGACAACACAAUGAAAACAUAAAAACAAAAGAAUUUCAAAUCCAGCAAAUGGCUGAAAGACGGGCAAAAAGAGAGCAGGAAAAGCAAAAAGAACUGGAUUAUGAUGCUCAGAGAGAAAUUAUUGCAAUUUACAAGGAGCAGGAAUUUCAAGAAUAUGCAAAGCAAGUAAUUGAAUCAGAAUCCAAAAUAGCACGAAAUCUUUAUCCUCUUCUCAAAGCAGCCAAGGAAAGAACUGCCAGGGGCCAUGGACCAAUUUACAGAGAAAGAGGAAGAAUAAGACCUAGUUAUCAAACAAAGGAUGUCAGUGGAACUCAGCUACCUUCUUGCAGCUCUAACACCGCUCAAGAAAUUAAAGCACUACCUGACAAUGAUCCUAUACAAACAACUAAAGCAAGACCAGGUUUUACAUAGAAAAAUACCCUUUUGAACCUUAAAAACUUCAAUAAAUCUUCAAGAGAUUUACACUGUAAAAAUGAUAUUAAAGAACUACAGGCUUGCAGUGGGAAUGGACAUAUGAACAAAGUACAGGAAAUUGAAAGGUACAGAAACUUACCGUACAUCUGUAAUAAACUUUUUGUAUGCAUACAUUUACUCCACAAUAAGUGAAAGUUAACCACAGUAGUUGAUUAAUACAAACAGAGCUAAACUACUGCAGCUUAACUUUCACUUGUUAUGGAUAAAAAUGUACAGUACUGCAGAGUAGCUGAUGUGAUGUAAAUCCAUGCACCCUUUUUUAUCUAACUUGUUUGUUUGCCCAUACUCCAUGGAAAAGUAAUUACUGAACUAAGUAUAAGGUCAUAAACAAAACAAUUUGUAUUUUACAAAUGUAUUUUAAACCAGAUAUACAAACAUAAUGAUGAAUAACUACUGUAAAACUUUAUUCAUAUAUAAAAUACGUAUUUUUAAAAAAAUAGAAUAUUUGGGUCUCAGUUUUCAGUUUCAAAACCAGUCUUUUAUACCUCCCCUGUAAUUUGUUUUUAACU